AUGAUCAUACAUAAAUCAUUAAUAUUUUUUUUUUCAUUUAACAAACACAUCAAUCUUCAUUUGUCUCAGUUCCUCAUGAUCUCCAAUAUUAGUUUACAUAUUUUUACUUUAUUCAUUUUAUUUCUAAUUUUUGCCAAUAACUAUAAAAUCUUGGCUAAUAAUAUCUAUCGUAGAAAUGACUACGUAUCUCCAUCAUUAAUAUUCGAUAAUGAUCAACCAAAAAUUUUAUUCGAACCAGAUAAUUUAUUUUAUGAAUCCAUUGAUGAUGAAAUACCAUCAUCUGAUUAUUGGUCUAUAAUAUUUCGUCCGAAUUAUAUUCCACCAGUGCCUAAUACCGGUUCACGGCGUAGUAUAAAUCCUUCAAUGCCAUUUAAGAAACGUAAAAUUCCACUUGAACUUCAAAAAGCACUAUAUGCUCAUGGAAUCGUUGGUCGUCGACGUUAA
Messenger RNA from Rotaria sordida, 444 nucleotides. NCBI's taxonomy places the organism in Eukaryota, Metazoa, Rotifera, Eurotatoria, Philodinida, Philodinidae. The record is from the annotation of a GenBank genome assembly.